AUGGCGUCGGAGGGGAUGAUUUUAACGAACCACGACCACCAAAUCCGCGUCGGGGUCCUCACAGUGAGUGACAGUUGCUUCAGGAACCUUGCCGAGGAUCGUAGUGGGAUAAACCUUAAAGAUCUGGUCCAAGACCCUUCUUUGUUGGGUGGGACUAUAUCUGCAUACAAGAUAGUGCCAGAUGAAAUAGAAGAAAUCAAGGAGACGCUGAUAGAUUGGUGUGAUGAAAAGGAACUUAAUUUGAUUUUAACAACUGGAGGAACAGGGUUUGCACCACGAGAUGUCACUCCAGAGAAAUUCCCAACAUUCCCAUUAUGUGGGCUCCAGAGAGGGGCCACUAAAGAAGUAAUAGAGCGAGAAGCCCCAGGGAUGGCCCUGGCAAUGCUGAUGGGAUCACUUAAUGUUACUCCUCUGGGCAUGCUCUCUAGACCUGUGUGUGGAAUCAGAGGGAAAACUCUCAUAAUUAAUCUGCCAGGUAGCAAGAAAGGGUCACAGGAAUGCUUUCAGUUUAUACUGCCAGCCCUACCUCACGCCAUUGAUCUUUUGCGGGAUGCCAUUGUAAAAGUAAAGGAGGUACACGAUGAGCUUGAAGAUCUACCUUCACCACCACCUCCUCUUUCUCCUCCUCCAACCACCAGCCCUCACAAGCAGACAGAAGACAAAGGAGUACAGUGUGAGGAAGAGGAGGAAGAGAAGAAGGAUAGUGGAGUUGCCUCAACAGAGGACAGUUCUUCUUCACAUAUAACAGCAGCAGCCAUUGCAGCUAAGAUUCCAGAUUCCAUUAUCUCUCGUGGUGUUCAGGUGCUCCCACGUGAUACAGCCUCCCUCAGUACUACUCCUUCAGAAUCUCCUCGUGCCCAGGCCACCUCUCGUCUCUCCACUGCAUCCUGCCCAACACCAAAACAAAUUAGACGGCCGGAUGAAAGCAAAGGAGUUGCUAGUAGAGUUGGAUCCCUCAAACUCCACUAUAGGUUGGAAGGGCUUAAAGAUGAACUGAGGAGGAAUAGAGGCUACAACUCGAGAGUCCAGUCUAGGUGCAGCAGCAAGGAGAACAUCCUCAGAGCAAGUCACAGUGCUGUUGACAUUACCAAGGUAGCAAGAAGACACCGCAUGUCUCCAUUCCCAUUGACAUCUAUGGACAAGGCCUUCAUCACAGUUCUGGAGAUGACCCCAGUGCUUGGAACAGAAAUCAUCAAUUACAGAGAUGGAAUGGGCCGAGUCCUUGCUCAAGACGUAUAUGCAAAAGAUAAUCUACCACCAUUUCCAGCAUCAGUAAAAGACGGUUACGCUGUCAGAGCUGCUGAUGGCCCAGGAGAUCGAUUCAUCAUAGGGGAAUCCCAGGCUGGUGAGCAGCCAACUCAGACUGUGAUGCCUGGUCAGGUAAUGCGCGUUACAACCGGUGCUCCAAUUCCAUGUGGUGCUGAUGCAGUGGUGCAAGUGGAAGACACAGAGCUCAUCAGGGAAUCAGAUGAUGGCACUGAAGAACUAGAGGUUCGAAUCCUGGUGCAGGCUCGACCAGGCCAAGAUAUCAGACCUAUAGGACAUGACAUUAAAAGAGGUGAAUGUGUGCUGGCUAAAGGAACCCACAUGGGUCCAUCUGAGAUCGGUCUCUUAGCAACUGUUGGAGUAACCGAAGUAGAAGUUAACAAGUUUCCAGUGGUUGCAGUCAUGUCAACAGGGAAUGAGCUACUGAAUCCUGAAGAUGACCUCUUGCCAGGAAAGAUUCGGGACAGUAACCGUUCAACUCUCCUAGCUACAAUCCAAGAACACGGCUAUCCAACAAUCAACUUGGGAAUUGUGGGAGAUAACCCAGAUGAUUUACUGAAUGCACUGAAUGAGGGUAUCAGCCGUGCUGAUGUGAUCAUUACAUCAGGAGGUGUAUCUAUGGGGGAAAAGGACUAUCUUAAACAGGUGCUGGAUAUUGAUCUUCACGCACAGAUUCACUUUGGCAGAGUUUUUAUGAAACCGGGCCUGCCAACAACUUUUGCAACUCUGGAUAUUGAUGGCGUAAGAAAAAUAAUCUUUGCGCUCCCAGGCAACCCUGUGUCAGCUGUUGUCACCUGCAAUCUCUUUGUUGUUCCUGCACUGAGGAAAAUGCAGGGUAUCCUGGAUCCUCGGCCCACCAUCAUCAAAGCCAGGUUAUCAUGUGAUGUAAAAUUGGACCCCCGCCCAGAAUAUCAUCGGUGCAUACUGACUUGGCAUCACCAAGAACCACUACCUUGGGCACAGAGUACAGGGAAUCAGAUGAGCAGUCGUCUGAUGAGUAUGCGCAGUGCCAAUGGACUGUUGAUGCUACCUCCAAAGACAGAGCAGUAUGUGGAGCUUCACAAGGGGGAGGUGGUGGAUGUCAUGGUCAUCGGAAGGCUAUGAUGUCACCAGCAAGAACGAAGCUUUGAUGCAUGUCCACAUAUCAUUGACUGUAUCCUGUAAUAUGCAACGGCACAGCUAGUUUUUCUGAUUUGGAUAAAAGUUCAUCAGUAUAGUCAACAUCUUGAAUUAUAUUUCAAAUGGAAUUUAAAUAAAUACCUUUUAAAAAAAACUUUAAAACAAAUCUUAACAAAGAAAUUUAUUCUGAUUAUAUCAAAGCAACCUUUUCCUUUCCUUGCAAUUGCUUUGUGUGUUCAAUGCUAGUUCUAAUAGCGGUAGCUUUUAGUAGACAGCAGUAGGUGCCUGCAGAACUUGUGUUUUUUCUCAUCUUUAAGAUACAACUACUUAUGCUCUUAAAAUAAGGCUGUCUGCUUAUUUAUACUAGCGUAGACACCACUUGGAUUUCCCUUAUUAGUAUGCUUCAUAACCGCUUCACAGAGAGCUUCUGCUUGUUCUUUAUCUUGUAUCUCGUGUUGAUGUGCACAGUGCCAAAAGCAGAGUGGCUGCACUGGGAACCCAAUGAAGCCCCGAGGUUUUCUCACCUCGCGGCGCAUUCAGGGAUCUCUCUUGUCCCGGCAGCCACCCAGCUCAGUACUCUUGGGCAGUAACUGGAUACCUUUUAUUUCAACAAACAAAAAAAUUGCUUCCUUAAGUGCUGACAGCCUUUUUAACCAAUACAUUUAAAAAUGUACAGAACUAAAAACUAAAAAAAAAAAUCAAAGACUGAUCUUGUACAGAUAUUAGUGUUACCAGCAUUCGUGUGGAAAUUAAACGAGCAAAGAAAUAAAACUAAUGUUAAACAACUCUGUACCAUAACAUUUUCUGUAAUGAUAUUGAAACUUAAAUGAAUAAAAA
Gymnogyps californianus (California condor) is the source of this 3222-nucleotide messenger RNA. RefSeq names its product gephyrin (gene GPHN). Gene Ontology annotation, cellular component: cytosol; postsynaptic membrane; postsynaptic specialization. The record is from RefSeq and is a predicted model, not a curated record. The transcript is spliced from 25 exons. Gene Ontology annotation, molecular function: molybdopterin molybdotransferase activity. Lineage: Eukaryota; Metazoa; Chordata; Aves; Accipitriformes; Cathartidae. Bases 1 to 2370 code for a protein of 789 amino acids. Gene Ontology annotation, biological process: molybdenum incorporation into molybdenum-molybdopterin complex; glycine receptor clustering; establishment of synaptic specificity at neuromuscular junction.